ACCCUCAUGCAUCAUGGUAGCCACAGCUCCCCGGGCUACCUACAAAGCAGAGGAGGAGCCUGAGCAUCAUGGACUAAGCUCACCGAAGAAGAAGCAUCGUAUAAUCCUGACAAGCCGUACUCAUGACUAUGACCAGGAAUAGGUACUCGCAGACACGAAAGAACAACAAGAAGCCACUCAAGGUCUUCCAGGCCAACGUCGGCAAGAUCCCUCUGGCCCACAACUGCGCCCUGGCGCUAGCCGACUUGGAACAAUAUGACAUUAUACUCUUACAGGAGCCGUAG
Molecule: messenger RNA, 284 nt
Organism: Fusarium odoratissimum NRRL 54006
Lineage: Eukaryota; Fungi; Ascomycota; Sordariomycetes; Hypocreales; Nectriaceae
Exons: 1
Coding region: 123-284 (53 amino acids)
Source: RefSeq, a predicted model, not a curated record